AUGUCUGCUCCAACGUCCGAGCCUCUGCCCGACUCGGAGCUAUGGCUCGGCUGGUCGGGCCCUCCGUCAAAGAAGCCACCCAAGGACCCGAACAAGUAUAACGAAACCCCAAAGACCAAAGGUCAUUGGUCUCUUUUUGUUGUGUACGGCACUUUGGCUCCAGACCAGAUUUCCGGGGCUGUGCACCACCAGCUCGAUGCCUUCCGCUUCUCGUCAAUUCAUAACCCGGACAAAACGCCCAUGAAUUCGUUUACGCGAGACGGACAGGAGCUGCCAGAGUAUAUCGCGGAAAUGAAAGAAGCCCAUUUCCACACGGACAAGCCCAACAAUCGAGUCCUCAUUGGCCGGGUGUUGUGGGCUGACAUAUCAAGAAUGAUGGAGGUUGCUGGGCAGAUCAUGCCAGCUCAAUGCAUGAAGUAUGUUGUUUGCGUUCUGGCUGAACUGGAAAGGGAGGGCUUGGCUCCAAGAGGUGGUGCCGAGCUCCAUGCACGAGAUGUGGCAUACGCCGCAUCGGCUCAGUUUUGGGAGGCACACCACCCAGUCCCUAACCCCUCCAUCAAGCUGCCAAAGUCCUGGCCGAUGCCACGUCCCGAUAACCCGAAGGCGACCCUCGGAAACGCGUCUGAAGGGAUGGAUUCGGCAGCUGGUCCAUUGAGCGCGACCACUGGCAGCUCCGCCGGCGGCAGCAAGAACAAGAGUGGAAAUAAGAAAUGA
Lasiosphaeria miniovina is the source of this 714-nucleotide messenger RNA. RefSeq lists its product as uncharacterized. The record is from RefSeq and is a predicted model, not a curated record. The transcript has a single exon. Lineage: Eukaryota; Fungi; Ascomycota; Sordariomycetes; Sordariales; Lasiosphaeriaceae. The coding region runs from base 1 to 714 and encodes 237 amino acids.